GUUGUGCCACGAAACACGAAGAAACUACGCGAGAAACUAACAGGAAAAUGAAAACCGCGGCAAAAGAAACAGAGAGAGAGAGAGAGAGAGAGAGCGAUUAAUACUAGUAUUAAAGAAUGAAGAUUAGGGUUUUUGAAUUCAAUUAGCUUUACCGAUUGUGUUCUUAAAACGAAGCCAUGAAGCGCAAGGAUCUUCAUCAUGAUCUCUCUUUCAUUCCAUUUUCUCCCAGAAAAUCCCCAAGACUGGAUGUUGAAUUACUUGAAAACAUGAAUGAAGACCCACCAAUUAGAGUUCCCCAGAUACUUGAACAAGGGUUGUUAUUGCAAGAUCAACAACAACCCUUCACAUGCAGUAGUAAUAAUAUGCUGCAACUGGCUGUUGCUCCACUGUCGAUGCUUUCGAGUAAUAGUUUGGAGGAGAGAGCUCUUUUUCUCUACAAUCAGCCACUAAACACCCCGUUUUUUAAGUCUCCGUGUUCACCUGAUUUUCCUAUUGUUGUGAACUCUGCAUUGAUUCCGGGAUUGAAAGAACAUUUCCUCGCACUAGGAAAUGGGAAGUUAGGGAAUUCCAUGGAGAAAGAAGACACAGACAAGAACCCCAUGGUUUCAAAUGACUGUGUGGCUGUUGUUCCCUGGGUUGCACCUCAACCUCCUUUAGCCUCAGGAGCAAAGUCGCCUUCAGCAGGUGUGUCAGAGGCCAUGGAAACGGAGGAGGUGGAAAUGAUGGACACAGAUUAUGACUCCGAUUCAAAUAUCAGUGGUCAAAGGGCUUUUGAGUAUGAUGGAAUGGUGCAAGAAGCUGGAGAAUUACCACACUGGCAGCAACAACACAGUAUGCAGCCACAUUUCCUUAAAAACAAUUCGGCUCCUGUCGAAUGGUAACACAUUGGUUGAGCUGCUUCAGCACUUGAUGUUGUACAUGUAGGCCCAGUUGUUAGAACUUAGAAGAUAACAGAAUAGGACUUUCUUCACCCUGAUUUUGAUUUUCUUUUUCCAGGCAGUGCUAAUUACAAUGUGCCCUCUAAACUCUAAAGGGGAUUUUAUGUAAAUAAAAGAGAUGGUAGGUUGCAAACUGCAAGGACUCUGAAUCACUGUUCUCACGUUUUUAUCCAUGAUCAGCUUCUGGGAAGCCUUCUUUUCA
Quercus robur (English oak) is the source of this 1140-nucleotide messenger RNA. RefSeq lists its product as uncharacterized. The transcript has 3 exons. The record is from RefSeq and is a predicted model, not a curated record. Bases 177 to 881 code for a protein of 234 amino acids. NCBI's taxonomy places the organism in Eukaryota, Viridiplantae, Streptophyta, Magnoliopsida, Fagales, Fagaceae.